AUGUUACCGGAAGUGAUUGAAGACAUCUGUCGUUGUCGUCAAGUGGUAGAAACAUUAUCACUUGAACAGGUCUUGGCAAUAGACUGCGAAGGGAUACAGCUGGGUGUAGAUGGCCCCUUGACUCUGGUACAAGUUGGAACCUACUCUGGGGAGGUGUAUCUUUUUGAUAUCCAUGCAAACAGGGAACUUCUGAAAAAAGGGCGACUAGGGUAUAUAAUGGAAUCGAAAGACAUUGUUAAGGUAAUGCAAUCCUGCUCCAAUGACAGCGCUGCAUUGCAUUUCCAGUUUAAUGUUACGCUUCGAAAUGUAUUCGACACUCAGGCUGCACACCUUUUAAUUGAAGAGCACAAAGGAAGACAACUAGCUCCUCCACUCAAACUAGAUGACAUCUGCAAGAAAUAUUCUGGAAAGAAAGGCGUAUCUGAAUACAAAGAAGAUAUUCGUGCUGAAUGGAUAAAAAGAACUGCGGAUUUCUGGGCACAAAGACCAAUGACAGAAGAAAUGAUAAUGUAUGCUGCUGGUGAUGUCACCUCUAUAAUUCCAGAGGUUUAUGAAAACCAGAGAGAGUAUCUGGAAAGCAAUGGUCUGAUGAGCAAAUUUCAAGAGAGAGUCUGUGAAGAAAUUAAUUAUUUAAUUGAUCCAAUCAUAAAAGCUGGAAGAGAAAAAAGAAUAGAAAGUACAGUGAAGAGGAUAGUGGCCAACAUAAGUUCCACCUGUUCAGAAAAUACCAAAAUUUCAAAUUUUGAAGACGAAGGAGAUGAGUACAGAGCAAUCCAAAAAAUGGAUUUUACGGAAGCAGAAAUGCUGUCUCCAUUGAUGAGUCGCUUAAAAACAGAACAAAUCAUGAAAGAACUACAAGAAAUGAACGAAAAACUCGAGGCAGAGGGAGAAGCGUUCUAUGUAAGGUGGCGUUCAGGAGCUCGCUUAAGAAACUACCAAAGGCACCCAAAUGAAGGAAUACGAAAAAAGUCAAAACAAAUACUGGAGAAGAUAUACGACAUUGUUCUAAAAGAUAUAUAUAAAAAGUAUGAUAUGGAUACCCCAUUAAUCCACGUCAGUGGCUUUGAGAAAGAGGCACUCAGAAGUCUGCGGCCGUCUGGAGACAACGACCCUCGCGUCAACAAGGUAGCAUUGCGUCUGUAUUGGAUGGUAAUGGAGGAAGACCUCCGGAAGAAGAUGGAGGAUUUCAAAACAAAACAAAUAAACUUCACCAUUCCAGAGGGCUACUACAAAAAGAUGAAGUUCUUCGCUGCAAGGAGAAGCAAAGUACCAGAAACUUUAAAAACGAUGGCCGCAAGAUUUUUAGAUGAUCUUGAUCAAAUAUUCGGAUUUGGAAUAGUUCCUUCCUAGAAAAUAUUAUAUUCUCCUUCAUAAUUCUGCUGACAAAGGGACACAAUUAGUGUCAAAGAGGAACUCGAGCAUCUUUUUAUUAUCAAUUUCAGGAUAG
Messenger RNA from Saccostrea echinata, 1447 nucleotides. RefSeq lists its product as uncharacterized. NCBI's taxonomy places the organism in Eukaryota, Metazoa, Mollusca, Bivalvia, Ostreida, Ostreidae. Gene Ontology annotation, biological process: nucleobase-containing compound metabolic process. The transcript has 5 exons. Gene Ontology annotation, molecular function: nucleic acid binding; 3'-5' exonuclease activity. The record is from RefSeq and is a predicted model, not a curated record. Bases 1 to 1350 code for a protein of 449 amino acids.